Molecule: messenger RNA, 1203 nt
Organism: Cooperia oncophora
Lineage: Eukaryota; Metazoa; Nematoda; Chromadorea; Rhabditida; Trichostrongylidae
Source: the annotation of a GenBank genome assembly
AUGAGUUGCCGCUUAGCUCGACAAUCUGGCCAUGUCCAGAUUGCUUGGACGUUCUUGGUGGAAGCGAAGGCGUUGGGCGUGAACCUGAAGGAUGUAGGCAUGGAAGAGGCGCGCUUUGAAUUCCAGAAGGGUAAUCAAUCGCAAGCGAUCGGACUUCUUACCAAGUUGCUGAACACCAAGUUUGCCGACAUGAACAAAUUGUUCACGAAUUUUGUCCACUGGCAUGAAUGUGGCGCAAAGAGCACAGCAGACUCGCCCGAUGUUCUUGUGAAGAAGACCAGCAAGGAGUCAAGAGCUGCGUUUGCCGAGACAGAAGCAAUUCAAAGCCGAGGAUCUGAUGCCCGCGCCACUGAAAUGAACAAUAGAGACACAGCGACCUUCGCACCAAGUGCGAUGAAUACGGAGAUUUCUCGUGCAUUUCGGCAACUCGAUUCGUACGCGUUUUAUACUGCAUUCCCUCAGUUGAUCUCUCGCAUAGUGCACCCUAACGCGUCAGUUUUUUCAACGCUGAAGGCCAUCUUAGCUGAUCUUAUCUGCAAAUAUCCCCAUCAGUGCAUAUGGCAGUCAAUUGCUGUCUACAGAACUGGUCCCUGGCAGAAAAGUAUUCGACAGGAAAGAUGUUCUCAAGUAUUCGCUGUGGUGAAGAAUAAGCGACACAAUAUGGAUCAACUUAUCGACCAGUAUGACUACGUGGCUGCCGCUUUGAUCGAAUUGGCUGAGAAAAAGGUGAAGAAUUGUGGCUCAUUCUCUGACCUGCCUCGUGUUUCUCCUCGUCUCCAUAACUUCUUUACGUCCGGCGAGCUGCAGUGUGGCAUGCUUAUGGGAGCAAGAGAUCGCGGCUUGUCAGGUGUCCGUACUGUGUCACCUUCGAUUAUGAUUCCGUUGACGGAAAUGAUGGAACAUGCGCUACCGAAGGAACAUAAUGACCAGGAGGGGUGUGGGCCCGAUUUUCACAUUGUGAUGGAUACAACUACUACACCAACCGAAUCGCUCACCGAAUUACCUGAAGUGUUCAUCGCUAAUGUCGAUCCGGAUUACCUUGUGCUGAAAUCCCUGCUUAAACCCAAACGAAUAGCGCUUCGAGGUGGCGACGGACGUCGAUAUUUAAUUAUGUGCAAACCGAAUGAUGAGUUACGCAAGGAUGCUCGUUUUAUGGAUGUGAACAGGGUAAGAAUCGAUGGGUUUUAUAUAUCCAUAAUUUGA